UGACGUCCCAAGAUAAGUCGUACGUGCUGUUGCUUUAUGGAGCAGAAAGUUUCACGCGGCUUUUCUAUGUCAUUAGUUGUGUCCAUCCAGCGUUUGGAUACUGACAGGUUACUCAUUGGCAGUAACUUGCAGCAGGCGCUGGCCGGUACCUUUAUCUGUACUGCUCGUCACGUCUAUUUAGAAGAAGCUUCUAUUUUAUCUAAUGGGAUUGCUCUCCGGGGAGCCCGAUAGUCGUUUAAAUACAGUGUUAUGAAAAUAUACACACUCGUCGUCAAUCUAAUUAGAACUGUAGUAUGAGCGAGGCAUGCUGGAAGGGGGAGGGGAUGCGGAGUAUGGAUUUUAAUUGAUUUUUUCCUCCCUCCGCACGAUCAGUGUAUUGAAUCGGCUCGUUAGUUUGUAGAGUUAUAUAUGACUGGCGGAGGACGGAAAUACAGAAAGGCUGCAUUCGUAGUCGUUAUUGAGGUACAUAACUGUGACUCUUUUUUUUUUGCAAUAAUAGCAAUGACCACGAUAGCAUUUUUAAUAACGCGUAGUCAGAUUGGAGGCACCCUAUAAGGUGUGUAAAUGACGCUGCUGAACAUGUGUGUAGCAGUGCGAAUAGAAGGAGGACCAGUCGCCAUUGCGAUUAAGGCCACAUUAAAUUCGAUUUAGCGGGCUUGUAGGCUCAGCAGUGAAAAUGCAUUGUUAAAAAAGUGAAUCUGCCCCGAAAUAAGUUUGUUUAUUAAAUACAUUCAUGAUGUCGCAGAAACAACAACAUUGCUGGAUUGCUUUUUUUUCUGGAAGUGGAAAAAUGUUGUUAAGCUACUACGUAGCCUAGAUGAAGAAUAUUUUGCUUCGAUCGUAUUUUCGUUAUUAGGACUUGAAACUCUAUAAACAAAUAAUUGCAUUUAGGCCUAGUUCUUGGUUUAAAAGCAUUUGUGGUUAUUGGAUGCCAGAUUACUAUAACUUACAAAUUGACAUGUUGUCAAAGAGACAGAAAAGGCUGUUGAUCUUGUUACAUGUAGGGGGUGUAUUUCUUUCAGCAGUAACUGGACAUUUUUACCGAUGAGAGAAACCUACGAUACAAUGAUUGCAGAGAAUGGACCUUGGAAGCUCGAGGAGAAACAGGAGCAGCUGUUGGGAUACCGCAAACGGGGACCCAAACCCAAGCACCUCUUAGUCCAGCUACCCGCCUUUGCACGAAGAUCCAGCAUCCUCUCUGGGCUGCAGGGGUCUUCCCUGGAUGAAGACAAUCGACAGAAAUCCGAUGCCGUCCCAAUGCACAGAUCCCAAACGCAGCAGUACCAGUUAAACAGCAAGAAACACCACCAGUAUCAGCCCAACUGCAAGGAGAGCCAAGUGGAGCAGCAGAUAAAUGGAAAGAAGAAAUUUUAUUAUCAGCUCAACAGCAAGAAGCAUCACCACUAUCAGCCAGACCCUAAGAUGUAUGGUUUGCAGUACCAGAAAACCAGAGAAGGCAAAGGUCAAGAAUCUAACAAUCAAGGAUGGAACCUGCCCUCAGCACUGCAGGAGAAAUGGCUUUGUGACAAGGAUAUAAGCUUAAACAAAAUCAGCAGUUUGACAGAGGACAUGAAGAAGUUGCCAGGGCAACUUAAUGGCAGUGAACCAACACUCACCUCAAACAACAAGGAGCCUGUUGUCCCCAAUGGCACCAGCAGCAAGAUGAAAAUCGUGAAGAACAAAAACAAAAAUGGCCGUAUUGUGAUUGUGAUGAGUAAGUACAUGGAAAACGGCAUGCAGUCGGCUCGGAUUAAGAAUGGAGACCCUACCAGUGCAGAGCGACAAAAUGAUGCAAAGCUAUCAGAAGACAGCAGUGCAGAGAGCUUAUUAGACAAGAUUAAACUUGUCAAGAAACCGGUCCAGGACAAUGGACUCCCGCCGGAGAAUAAAACUGAAACGUCUGCCACUCCGUUGCCUCUCGCACAGUCUUCUGUGGAACAGGAACAUUCUGCCAAGGAGGAUACUAUUGUUACAGAAGGGGAGAAAACAGAUGAGUCUGGCAGUCAGCCGGAUCUCCCCCAGGAUCAGCCUUUGCAGCUAACUACUAAGCCCAACCUGACCCCCUGGCCCUUUGAGAUGGGUGUGCUCUCACGACUGGACCAUGGCACUAAGCAGCCGGUCCAAAGCGCCAGCACUUCCCUGAAGCGGCAGCUCUCUGAGCCUCUAGAGGACAGGGGCAGCUACAAGAAGUUUAUCAGCUCCAGGAGCAUCAGUACCCCCAGCUCUGUGCCCUCACUGCCACAGACCAAGCCCAUGGACCUGAAUCUCAGCAGCUUCCACUGUAGCAAAGGUCCAGACUGUGACUCUCUAGACUCCAUUCCAGAGGAGCCAAUCGAUCUCAGCUGUGUGAAGCCCAGAGUGGAAGCCACUUCACCCCCCAAAUCCCUGACGCCCGUGGAUCAGGCAGAAGCAACAACAACAGCAGCAGCAGAGACAGAGGACCCCAAGCCGUGUUUUAAACCUUUCCUGGGGAAUAUCAUUAUUACCGACGUCACUGCAAACUGUCUUACUGUGACAUUUAAAGAAUACAUCACUGUUUAAUGUACUGCCUCCAGAGAAACGGAAGACUACUGACUUUAAUAUGUGGAGGAGUUGAUCUGUGAUAGGAAAGUAGAUAACGUUAUUGAGACAUGCUGUGAAGCUCUCUGACAUUGCUGGGGGGUAACUGUAAGGGGUGCCCUCAUGAUUUUGAAUGUAUUUGCUCAGUAGGUUUAAAUAAAUUACUUAAAAGUUCUUUUUUUGAUAGAAUACAUUCUAAUGGUACAAGUUUGACCAUUAUUGAAAAUUAGAACAUACCAAACAAUUAUUUGGAUCUUCUAAUACUUAACGAUGUCCUUAUUUCUAAUUAAGGAAUAUGAAGCUAAUUUGGAAGUUAUCAGUGGACAUCAGGGAUCAGAAAAAAAAAGCACUUAAGUUUGUACAGAAUAUACUUUUUAUGUAUUUGCAGUUUUUUUGUAUAUGGCUUCCAUUAGACCUCUGAUGAUGACUAUUGCUUUACGGGCCUUAUUUUGGAAGUUGAUCAAAUCAAAAAGGACUGUGCUCUCUGAACGUCUUUGUGUCAUUUCUCUUUCUGCAGUGGGGGCGUCGUAGGUCACAUAUCGUCACGCACGCGUGCAUGUGCAGAAGAUGGUCAGACGCAGGUGUCAUGGCCUGAUGUAGUGUUACUUCCCAUGGUCAUACUGUCACCAAGCUCUGUAGGAUUUUCUUUUCUUCAUGAUCUCUAAGUAUAGAAAGGGUUCUUGGUCCCAGUUAGAACACAGACACAUUGUAACAUUCUCUGGCACAGGCAAGGAGUUGAUGUGAAAGAUAAAUGACAUUAUUAAUAUAAACUAAUGCAUUUUUUUCUCAGUCACCUAAACUAUUAAAACUAUCCAGGAAAAGGGUCUUCAUGAAGAACAUACUUAACUAAUUGCAUACAGUGCUAACAAUUUAACAGGUUGUAAAACCUAUUUAGAGAUGCCUGGUAAAUGUAUAUAGAUAUAAUGUAAGAUCCUUGAAUGUAACCUCUGCUGAUUCAAAGUUUAAAGAUGGUUUGGCAUCUGCAAGAUGCAUCACUUUAAAAAUAAAUUAAGACACUUCUGUCA
Molecule: messenger RNA, 3584 nt
Organism: Brienomyrus brachyistius
Lineage: Eukaryota; Metazoa; Chordata; Actinopteri; Osteoglossiformes; Mormyridae
Gene: cbx4
Product: chromobox homolog 4 (Pc class homolog, Drosophila)
Exons: 3
Coding region: 1045-2541 (498 amino acids)
Biological process (GO): negative regulation of DNA-templated transcription
Source: RefSeq, a predicted model, not a curated record